CCAGCACAGAGGAACCUGAGCCAGGCUGUGGGGGCCAUGGAGACCUUCAUGGAGUCCCUAAACAGGCUGAAGGACAUCCAUGAGAAAGAGGUCCUGGGCCUGCAGAACAAGCUUCUAGAACUGAACUCGGAGAGGUGCCGGGAUGCCCAGAGGGUGGAGGAGCUCUGUGCCAAGAACCACCAGCUCCGGGAGCAGCAGAAGGCUCUGAAAGACAACGUCCGGGUGCUGGAGAACAGGCUGCGGGCCGGCCUGUGUGACCGCUGCACCGUGACCCAGGAGCUGGCCAGGAAGAAGCAGCAGGAGUUCGAGACCUCCCUCCUCCAGAACCUGCAGCAGCUCUUCAUCCUCACCAAUGAGAUGAGCCGGCUGCAGGAGGAAAAUGAGACGCUGAGGGAGGAGGUCACUCGACUCCGGGGCCCAGGGCCCAAGCCCCAGUGCAGGGAGGGUGCCUCGGACCCCACCUCGCCCCCACUGCUCACCUCCCCGGGCACCCGGAAAGCCAUCACCGAGAAGCUCCUGGGAGGUCACGAGGAGGCCGAGGACCAUCACACAGGUGCAGGUCCACGGGGAGAAGAACAGCUGGGGUACAGGAAGUCUCCAGUGAACAAAACCUCCCCAGGUGCCAACUUGCCCGAGCCACGGGCCCCAGACAUGAGCCCUCAGCGUAUCUCCAACCAGCUGCAUGGGACCAUCGCCGUGGUGCGGCCGGGGGCCCGGGCCUGCUCGGCUGAGCGGGCCUCCACCAAUGGGACGCCCCCCACCAGAAGCAGCCCACCCAGCCCACCUUGUGAGCACAGCCUCCCCCUGGACAGCCUCCUGAGGGCCCCCAAACCUUCUGCCAUCGCCUACGAGUCCCUGAAGCACUCCCUCCAGGUGGACAGCCUCUGUCUCCUGAACCACCAUCUGUCCCUGCACCUUCGGAGCCCCAACGGCAGCCCCAGGGCCCCUGCCACAGUCCCCAGUGGCCCCCCACCCCAGGGCCUGAAGGCCGGAGAGGCAGAGGCCUGGGAGGAGCCCUUGGGCCUGCUGGGCCUGCCAAGCACCAUGGUGGACAUACGGGACCCACAGUUGGAGGGGGCGCUGAGCCUGCUCCUGGCCCAGCAGCUGCGAGCACGGGGACAGUCCAGUGGUGCCAGGUUGAGGGCCUCCCCCAGGCCGGGGAAGACGCUGCCUUCCCCUCCAGUUGGCUCCAACUCUGAGGGGCCAGAGGGUGUGGUGGCCAUGGCAGCCAUGCCCAGGAGGCAGCACCAAUGGCCCACAGGCCCAGGCAGCCCCCGGGGGAAGGAGGCCACAGACACAAGGGACCAUGUGCCAGACAAGCCUCUGGACCUCUCGGAGUGGGGCCGGGGCCGGGAUGCCCCCAAGCCCAUGGGCCGACCAGGGUCCCUCAGCCCCAAAACUGCCCACAUUCCCAGUCCUGAGCCACCCCAGGGAGCAGAGCCACUUGCUCAGUCUGAACCUUGGGGACAAAGCAAUGGCACCAAGGGGACCAGAGCACCAAAGCCAGAAGAGCUGCCCACUCCCGAGGACCCCCCACAUCCCCUCCCAGGGCCCCAGCCCAGCCUGCCGUCUCCAGGCAGGAUGGGAGAUGAGUCCAGAGAGAGGCCUAAUGCCAAUGGCCAUCCAGUUUCCUCAUCUGCAGAGUUGUUGCCACUCAUCCUAGUCUGGCAGGCUAGAGAGAGCCCUGCUUCCACUAGACUGCCAGGCCACCAGCCUGGCCUGACCCACGUCCUGCGUCCUGCAGAGCUCAGCAAGUCCGAGGCUCAGCGGCCAGUGUUGAACGACCUGGAUGAGCCAGACACCUUGGACACUGAGUCCACUCCCCACAGCCAUCCUGAGGGAGAAGGAACCCCAGGGGAGCCCCUGACGGCAGCUGAGGGGCCUGGGAGCCAAAGACCCUGAGGAUGACAGCCCAUCAUCACCCAGCAGCAGCAGCAGCUGGGAGGAGACCUAUCGUGCUUUGCCCAGUACUACAGCCUGCCCACCCAAGGCCAGGACAGCCCACACCACCAGCCAAGCCCAGCUCAGAGAGGCUGGGAAAGCUGAGAGAGAGUCUAUAGCUGGACUUUCGAACCCCUCCUUCUCCAUCCCUCUUGAGAAUGACUGGCUGGACCUGCCACCCCAUCUUCUCUCCAGCACCUGCUCACUUGUGGGGAGCAGGAAUUCGAAAGCACAGGAGGCAGGGAUCCUUGGGCCCCAGCCUAGCCCUAACCCUACAGCACACAG
This is a messenger RNA of Miniopterus natalensis, 2226 nucleotides long. Lineage: Eukaryota; Metazoa; Chordata; Mammalia; Chiroptera; Miniopteridae. The record is from RefSeq and is a predicted model, not a curated record.